AUGGCGAGCUGCUCUUCUUUCCAACCUGCAGGUGACAAAGCAUUUGCUGAGUUUCUAAAUGAUGAAAUCAAAGAGGAGAAGAAGAUCCAGAAACACAAAUCCCUGCCGAAGAUGUCUGGAGGGUGGGAGCUGGACGUUCAUGGCACUGAGGCCAAGCUCACACGGAAAGUAGCUGGGGAAACGAUCACCGUCUCCUUCAAUAUUAAUAAUAGCAUUCCACCAGACUUUGAGGAGCCCCCAGAAGGACAGAAGCCUGAUGAGGAAGAGCCUGAGCUGACAUCCACCCCAAACUUUGUUGUAGAAGUAACCAAAGAUGAUACCAAACAAACCCUUGUGCUGGAUUGCCAUUACCCUGAGGAUGAGGUGAGCCACAGUGAAGAAGGGGAAAGUGAUAUUUUUUCCAUCCGGGAGGUCAGCUUCCAGCCUACUGGAGAUUCAGAAUGGCAGGACAACAACUAUACUCUCAACACCGACUCUCUAGACUGGGCCCUGUAUGACCACCUGAUGGAUUUCUUGGCUGACCGAGGGGUGGACAAUACAUUUGGGGAUGAGCUUGUGAGCCUCAGCACAGCUCUGGAGCACAGAGAGUACAUUCGGUUCCUUGAAGAUCUGAAGCAUUUCGUCAAAUGUCAGUAGGCUGAGAGAGCUGCGUGGAGGCCUGUGUUUCCCCACAGGGAGUUUGUGGGCGGGUCAUUUUCCUGCCCUUCAAAGCCUGAACUCUAGUUUUAAAAUCCCAGGAAACCAGAGAAGACAGAAGUUGGAGUUUUUCCUUGGAGGUUGAUUAUAUCUACCGGGCGGGGAGACAGUGAAGAUGUUUUGCAACUGUAGGCCAUCCAGCUGCCAACUAGAUUGGGGAGGUUUGUACAGUUUAAAAAGAAAGAUAAAUGAUGUGAAAAUAAAAUAUCUUAAAUUCUUAGUGUAAAGUGAA
This is a messenger RNA of Python bivittatus (Burmese python), 928 nucleotides long. The record is from RefSeq and is a predicted model, not a curated record. NCBI's taxonomy places the organism in Eukaryota, Metazoa, Chordata, Lepidosauria, Squamata, Pythonidae.